UACAGGAGAUGACCAAAGACUGUGGAUACAGUACAGGGGAUGACCAGAGACUGCGAACACAGUACAGGGGAUGACCAGAGACUGCAGACAGUACAGAUGAGCAAGAGACUGCAGACAGUACAGGAGAUGACCAGAGACUGUGGACCUUUGGUAAGGGAGGGGGAGCGGUGUGGGCACCCGGCUGUGAUAACCGGGUGCCUAUUGCGCAUGCGCGAGAAGCGCUGUGCUUUGUAAAUGGCCCGGCGUCUUCUUGGGUACAUGGCAGGUUGCAGAAGACGCCGGGC
Messenger RNA from Staurois parvus, 284 nucleotides. Lineage: Eukaryota; Metazoa; Chordata; Amphibia; Anura; Ranidae. The record is from the annotation of a GenBank genome assembly.